Patella vulgata (common limpet) is the source of this 5530-nucleotide messenger RNA. Its product is annotated as membrane-associated protein Hem. The transcript has 28 exons. NCBI's taxonomy places the organism in Eukaryota, Metazoa, Mollusca, Gastropoda, Patellidae. Gene Ontology annotation, cellular component: SCAR complex. The coding region runs from base 29 to 2500 and encodes 823 amino acids. The record is from RefSeq and is a predicted model, not a curated record. Gene Ontology annotation, biological process: cell morphogenesis; cortical actin cytoskeleton organization; cell migration.
AUCUAACUCACCUGCCACACAUCGUGAAAUGAGAAAGUUUCUAAGAAGUACUCUUCGAGAAUUAACUCUGAUCUUCACAGAACAACCGGGAUUACUUGGUCCAAAGGCGUUGUAUGUAGUACAGGCUCUAUCAAUGACAAGAGAUGAAGUAAAUUGGUUAUUACGACAUGUUUUAAAUCCUCCAUCAAAACGACAUAACAUCAAAUUAUCACAGGAAGAUUUCUAUGAUAGACAAUUACCCGAAUUAUUAUUUUAUACAGAAGAGCUAAAAGGGUUAAUAAAGAAAUACAACCAGGUUAUACAGAGAUAUUAUGUACAAUAUUUAAGUGGAUAUGAUGCAGUUUACCUGAACCAAUUGAUACAGAAUCUGUCGAUGUGUCCAGAAGAUGAGUCGGUUAUUUUAUCAUCUUUUUACAGCGGUAUAUCAUCUCUAACAGUUAAACAAGUUGAAGAAAAUGAAAUAUUUGAUUUCCGUGGUCUGAGAUUAGAUUGGUUCAGAUUACAGGCGUAUACAAGUCUAAGUAAAGCAGCGCUUGUUUUAAAAGAUCAUCAAGAUUUAGCGAUCCACAUGAACACAAUCAACUUCCAUACAAAGAUGGUGGAUUAUCUCGAUGAACUUCUGAUAGAAACUGGAGAUUUAUCUAUUUAUUGUUUUUAUACGAAUCUAUUUGAACAUCAGUUUAAACAAUGUAUGGAGUUUCCAGCUCAACAUCGUUAUAGUAUUAUCUUCCCCAUGAUCUGUGCUCAUUUUAUGAAUGCAACUCAUGAUCUGUGUCCUGAAGAGCGUCACUCUAUCGGAACUACAAGUGUUCAGUAUGCUCACUGGUUUCUACGUGAAAUGUCUGAAGAAAUCAACCAGGUUAUUACAGCAAUCUGUGAAGAACAGUGUAUGCUCAGUUAUAAGUUACUACCGAAACACAGUGCUGCCACCAUUUUAAACACAGUUCAACGAAAGAAAAAUAAAGACAAGAAAAAAACCAUACAGGAACCAGAAAAACCUGGACAGGAGAGUAUCCGAAAAAACAGAGAAAAUUUUACCAGAAUGGAUAAAUUACACAUGGCUUUAACUGAGUUAUGUUACGCUAUCAACUACUGUAAUGUAAUACAAGUAUGGGAACAUGGUUUCGUACCCAGAGAAUUCUUUCUACAACAGCUUGAGGCUCGAUUCAACAAGGCUCUAGUAGGAAUGAUGAUGUACAACCCAGAGACAAAUGAAAUAGCCAAACCAUCUGAAUUAUUAAAUGGUGUUCGUGCUUAUAUGAACGUCCUACAAAGUAUUGAAAACUAUGUUCAUGUUGAUAUGGCUCGUGUAUUCAACAACGUUCUACCACAGCAAACACAACCAACAGAUAGCACAGGAGAAAAAACUAUCACAGCUAAUUAUACGAACUGGUAUUUAGAAGUCUUGUUACGACGUGUAACUUGUAAUGUAGGUCAGAUUGUUUUCUCACCGAGUCAGAAAGCCUUCGUUAGUAUAACACAUACAGAGGGACAACUUUUCUCGGCUGAAGAAUUCGCAGAUUUGACAGAGUUACGAGCAUUGGCUGAGUUGAUUGGUCCCUACGGUGUUAAAUAUAUGGGAGAGAGGCUGGUAUUAAAUAUAGCUAGUCAGGUCGAUGAACUUAAGAAACUGGUUAUAAACAACAAGGAAUUAUUGAGUCAACUAAGAACAAGUUUUGAUAAACCAGACGUCAUGAGAGAAUUAUCAAAAAAAUUGCAAAAACCCCUCAAAUCUGCAUCAACUAGUCACAAGAAUGCUCCCAGCGCAUCUAAACAAAAGGAUCCUGGUUUAGCCAUCGUGAGAGAUGUUGACAUUGUUUUAAUGAGGAUGACUAUUAUUGGUGUUUUACUGGCGUUCAGGUCGUUGAUACAAGAAGCUCUUCAUGAUGUACUGGAUGAUCAUGUUCCAUUUUUAAUGAGUUCCAUUCGAGAUAUUCAUCAUUAUGUUCCUAAUACAAAAGAUGCUAUGCCUGCUUCAUUGAAACAACAGGUGGUAAAUGAAUUGGCAUCAUCAGCAGGUCUAGCAUGUGAUAUUGAUCCUACAUUAUGUAAUGCUCUCAGAACAUUGAAGAGUGAACAUGCUGAAGAUGAAUAUAAUUUGGCCUGUCUAUUAAUGGUGUUUGUAGCUGUAUCUAUACCUAAAUUAGCCAGAAUGGAUUCUUCAGUAUUUAAAGCUUCAUUAGAAGGACAUCAGAAUAACAGUCAUUGUUUAGCUAAAGCUAUAAAUGCUCUAGCAGGUGCCAUGUUUACUAUUUAUGGUCCCGGUGACGUGGAAGAUAGAUUAAAGGAAUUUCUUGCUUUGGCUUCAUCAAGUUUAUUACGUCUAGGACAAGAACAUGAUAAAGAUACAAUUAAAAAUCGUGAAUCAGUCUAUCUUCUCUUAGAUCAAAUUGUUCAAGAAUCUCCAUUUUUAACGAUGGAUCUGUUGGAAUCGUGCUUCCCAUACGCUUUAUUACGUAACGCGUAUCAUAGUGUAUACAAGGCUUCUGCUGCAGAUUAAAAUACACAGACGAAGAAAUUGUAUAAAUUGGACAUUUAUUUAUCCGCAACACCUCAGUAUAAUAUAUUCCCCAUUAAAAUACAACAGAUAGUAUUUUUCAAAUUACUAGAUAUUCUUUCCACAGGUCCGCAAGACCUUGGUAUAAUAUAUUCCCCAUUAAAAUACAACAAAUAGUAUUUUUCAAAUACAAGUAUAUUGUAAAAUUGUCCCUUUCAUUUCACACAUUUUGUUUGAAUAUCUUCUUUUUUUUUUCACCCACAUUUUGAAAGAUUCUAAAAUAUUGUAAAAUUGUCCUUUUCAUUUCACACAUUUUUUUCACCCACAUUUUGAGAGAUUCUAGAAUAUUGUUAAAUUGUCCCUUUGUUUCAUUUCAUACAUUUUAUUUGAAUAUCUUCUUUUUUUUAUUCACCCACAUUUUGAGAGAUAUUAAAAUUUAAGUAUUAGUCCCCCGAUGUUGUAAUUAACCAUUUUGGAAUCAGUGGAAACCUUCUGUAUAAUAAUUAUUAUAGAAAUAAUUUAGACCUUUGUAUAGGAUAACACAACACAACAAUCACUAUAUUAUAUACACACAACGUUUUGACAAGAUUUCACUGGUUGUUUUGGGGUUAUUAUGUUCAAUCACUAAAUGCCAUUCAAAGAUUAUAACUUUGUAUAGGAGUCAAUAAUAUUACAAAUUUUAAUAUAUCGAAACAGGAAAACCAUUUAUGUUUAUUAUUUAGUGUUAUAGAAGGUCUUCCUCUUAAUUAGUAACUCUUACUCUACAUGUAAUAUUGUUCUUAUUUAAACUGGGGGAGGGAUGGCUGAAUGGUUAGCAUGUUGUAUCAUAAGGUCUGUCAUUGAGUCAACUGGCGUGGUUUCGAUUCCCUGGUCGUACCUGACAAGGAGUAGGGUCGCCUAUCCAAUCUUGUGGGUUUUCUCCGGGUCCUCCAGUUUCUUCUGAUUUCCUCCCACUGCUAAAGACCACUACGCACAAGCAAAUUAUUGAAAUAAAAUUGAACCAUAUAUUAGUCCUGAAAUGACCUAGUUUGUGUCCAGUGGACGUUAAACCCUAUUUCUCUCUCUCUCCCAUGAUGAAAAUCCAACCUCGUGGGGUUUUUUCCAGGUCCUCUGAAUUCUAAAGACCCCUAUGUGCAAAUGAAUUGUUAUAAUGAAAUUGAACCAUAUGUUGGCCCCCGAAUGACCUAGUUUAUGUCUAGUGGACAUUAAAAACCCCAUUUCUAUCUCCCAUAAUGACAACAUGUCUGACUGAUGAAAAUGCUUUGUUUGCGAUAACACCGUUGAUGGAAGCAGACGAAAAGCCCAAUAAACGAACAAUGUACCUGCAGGACAACAUUAAAAUAACAUGUGACCAAUGACCUCUAAGUCAACCGGUGUAGUGUUUGAGCCGACGGCAGAGUCGAAUAGUGGAUAGCAAGACUUGUGUGGAUGUGUGGAGAAUGUAAAAUAACAUGUAAAUGACGUCUAAUUGUAUAUUUGACCAUGUUUUGAACAUGAAUGAUGGGACCACAGAAGAUCGUUCUUUCAUAUGACUGAUUAGUUGUGUUUUAAAGGACAAUAUUGGUGCCAGUCAUUAUCAUAUUCGCCCAUGUAUCUGUUAUCACUCGUCACUUCAGUCAGUUAUAUAGAGGGAUAACUCGUGUUUUCCUUUGUUGAAGCAUUGAUUACGCAUCUAUCGUAGCAAUGAUCUCUGUGUUAAAAUAAUAUUUGGAAUGUGUUUAACCAGUUCUAUCACAUAUGUGAUAAUGACUGACACCAAUAUUGUCCUUUAAGAAUAAAAAUGUGUUCGUUAUAUUUUAGAUGAGUAAGUUAUGUGUAUGUUGCAUCAUGGAACAAACUAUUGUAAAACAAUUUUAUAUCAUCUCAUAUGUUAAUUUCCUUAAAAUAAUGUAUUUGUAAAUUUUUUCGGUGUUUUAGUUCUGGUAAUACACAGGUCACAAUUCUAUGGAAUACAAUUACUGCUUAUUACUGAGUGACCUUUCCACUCAUUAUCAAGUUUCUACUUGGAGACACGGUGGCUCAGUGGGUGAAGGUGCUCGCUUACCAGGAGACAUGGAGGCUCAGUGAAUAAGAUGCUGGCUCACUAAAACCAGGAGACACGGUGGCUCAGUGAGGUGCUGGCUGACUAAAACCAGGAGACACGGUGGCUCAGUGAAUGAGGUGCUCGCUCACUAACCAGGAGACAUGGUGGCUCAAUGAGUAAAGUGCUGACUAACUAACCAGGGGACACGAUGGCUCAGUGAGUAAGGUGCUCCCUCACUGACCAUGAGACAUGGUGGGUCAGUGAGUAAGGUGCUCGCUGGCUAACCAGGAGAUAUGGUGGCUCAGUGUAUAAGGUGCUUGCUUGCUAACCAGGAGACAUGAUGUCUCAGUGAAUGAAGUGCUCGCUCACUAACCAGGUGACAUGAUGGCUCGGUGAGUAAGGUGCUCGCUCACUAACCAAUGAGAUCUGAGGUUCAUUCCCAGUCCUGGCCAAGAAAGUUCUGUAGGAUUUUCCUGCAUGGCUUCCACUGGUCAGUAGUGAAGGAUAGAGGAGCUGGCUUGGAACAGUGUCUGGUCAUUAAUAUUAGGAUGGGACAAAAAAAAAAUGAGGUAGCGCCGCUGUCUGGGCAAAAUUUCCCUCUGGCAGUAGUGCACUGCGUGGCAUAUGCCUGUCUUCAUUAUUCAUUUUUUGUCCUACACCACUGACAAGGGGGAUCUACUUGAUAAGACAGUGGUUAAAUUCCAUAUAAUUGUGUUCUGUGUAAAUUAUAGAUCUAUUAGCAAAUUAUGGUUCGCAGUACGUGAAAUUUAGAUACGAGGCCUAACGAAAAUAAAGCACAAUGCCCUUUUGUAAAUGAUAAUUAAGAUAGUCCUUUAAUGUAGUCAUUCUUCAUAUGUUAAUUUUUGUCUGAUGGUGCUUUAGUUUUUGAUAUAUGUUUUUUUUAUAAAUCAUAGUAAUAUUUAUAGGUACAGUUAAUGAAUUUUCUUACCGUAUAUUAUUUUGUAAAUUAUGUAAAAAGCAUGCAGUAAUAAAUAUAUUAUUUCCAUUUA